This is a messenger RNA of Fusarium redolens, 1206 nucleotides long. Its product is annotated as glycerate kinase. The record is from RefSeq and is a predicted model, not a curated record. The transcript has a single exon. The coding region runs from base 1 to 1206 and encodes 401 amino acids. Lineage: Eukaryota; Fungi; Ascomycota; Sordariomycetes; Hypocreales; Nectriaceae. Gene Ontology annotation, molecular function: glycerate kinase activity.
AUGACAAUGGGCUCCACUGUCGCUACACCAAGUAUGAAAAUCCUUGUAUGUCCAUCUGGCUUCAAGGGUAGUCUCCAGCCAAGCCAGGCUGCAGACUGUAUUGAAGCUGGCAUCCUCGCCGUCGAACCUAAUGCCUCGGUCCGGAAGGUCCCGUUGGUUGAUGGCGGAGAGGGCUUCACCCAGGCUAUUGUUACUGCAACAGGAGGUUCAUUGCACCGAGUCCCUGUAGUUGGGCCUGUGGGAGAGAAGGUUAUGUCAUUCUUCGGAUUGCUUGGUCACAAGGAUGAUGAGCCACUCACUGCCGUCCUUGAGAUGGCCGCUGCCGCUGGUCUCAGCUUAGUCCCACCCAAUCGGCGCAAUCCAGGCAAGACAACAACCUUUGGCGUUGGAGAGCUCAUCCUUGCUGCGCUUGAUGCUGGGGCUACCCGCAUUCUGGUUGGAUGUGGUGACUCUGGAACGUGUGAUGGUGGUGCAGGAAUGCUUCAAGCUCUUGGGGCGAGGCUGUUUGACGCUGAGGGGCGUAUCUUACCUGUCGCCCGUGGCGGCGAGUCACUAUUGGACCUUGGAUCUAUUAACCUUUCUAAGGUUGACAGUCGUGUCUUCAAAGCCAAGAUUGACGUUGCUGUAAAUUGGCACAACGUCCUUUGCGGACCAGACGGAGUAGCAAAUGUCUUUGGUCCCCAGAAAGGAUCGACCCCAGAGCAGGCCGCUCGACUUAGCCUUGCCAUGGAAAAGUUGGCAGAAGUUGCUACAGGCAUUCUCUGCGACAAGACAGUGCGACUGGCUCCUGGAGGUGGUGCUUCAGGAGGUCUUGGAACAGGUUUGCGCCUGGUUGGAGCUACUCUUAGGCCCAGAUAUGAGGUCAUCAUGCAGUACAUCAACUUGCACAGUAUAUUUGAUGACUGCGAUCUUGUACUAACUGCCGAAGGUGGCAUUGAUGAUCAAACACCCAGGGGUAAGAUCCCCGCAGAAGUGGCCAGACUUGCAAAGAAACAUGGACUUCCUGUGAUUGCCAUCGCUGGUACGAUUGGGCAAGGAGCCAGAGUGAACUACGAUAUUGGGAUUGAUGCUUUCACAUGUAUCAUCCAGCGACCAAUGAGUCUGGAUGAUGCGGUUAUGGAAGCGGAGAAAUUAACCCGGGAGAGUGCCGAGACUGUCAUGAGAAUUGUUGUGGUUGGAAGGAUGCUGGGUAAAUCCCUUGCAUGA